UUGCUGAGGGCACUGUUAGAGCAUCCACACAGGUGGAGCAUCCACACAGAGUAGCUAGUGAACACUAGCUAGUGCACAGCCGCUACUCUGGGCUUUUCCCCCCGUGUAGACAAGCCCGGGGUGUAAAGGAAGGUUUAAGCUGCAUUGGUGAUAGGACUGAUGAUCAAAUGACAUACAUUAAGUGCUGCUGCUUUGGGUUGGUUUUUACUUUGCAUCUCCCGUGUUUUUAACGGUAUGUCUAAAGCACCCAGAGCUUUGGAUGGUGGGGGCGGAGUGCCCUUUGAUGUGGGGUUCACAUAAGACAGAAAUCUAAAUAAAGAAAGAAAAUAAUUCAGUCCAGGUGCAACUUCACAACAAGGUUACGCCUGGGAUGAAUUUGGUCCAAUAUGUUUUGAAGCCUCCUAUAAAACGGCCUUUAUGGUUUGCAUACCAUUUGUAGAGCGAGAAAGGAACUGAUAGAGAACCUCAAGCAUAGCGAGUUCUUUUUGUUGCUUUACUCCUUUCUGUUACUGGAAAUACGUGCCACAGGAAGCAAGCAGCCAUCACGGAGCGUGCACUCUCCUGUUUUACAAAGGGAGAAGAUGGAGUUCAUCAAGACGUUACUUUUCUUGCUGCAAGUUUCAAGUGCAGCAAGACGACGCAUUCAAGUGACGGGUGAGGUUGGAGGAUCCAUCACUAUAAAGUGUCCCGCGAAGGACAUUUCCAGGCGAAAAUUCUGGUGCAGGGAGCUCGAGACAGGGAUCUGUGUCACCAUCGUCUCCACCUCUCCAUACAUCAAUGAGAAUUACAGGAAUAGAAUAUCCGUCACUGAGGGGCCUCGGGAAGGAAUAUUUCAAAUUACAAUCACAAGGCUGGAAGAGGAGGACGCUGGGCUGUACACGUGUGGGACAGGAAAUCAAAACGACAGAGGCAGUGGAAGGACCCUCCAAGUGGAGCUGGAGGUUUCUAAUGGGAGUGCUCCACCCAGAACGGGCAUGUUGUCUGCUGAGCCCCGGGGACAUGAUAGACCUAUUGUGGUAUCAGAAGAGUCUGGCAGCAAAGGCGCUGACACUCAAGGAGUCACACAACCACAGCUGACUAAAGGAGCAUGGGCAAAAUAUACCUCCUAUGCUGCGCCUGGCAUCAAAUUCCCUGAAGGUACAAUAAUCAUGCCUGCAGCCGUCACUGGCAGCAUUGUUACCUUUGCAGAGACGGGAAAUAUAACAAAAGGGAUUCCAAAGAAUUCCAGGACAAUCAGCUAUGCACAUCCCAGGCAUACAAAGCGACUCUUGAGAAGCAAUUAUGGGAAUGAUGUCUUUCAAAUCCUGGUACCAAUUCUCCUGAUGCUGCUGCUGCUUGUGGCUUCUAUGAUAAUUGUUAAAAAACAGCUACGAGGGAAGAAAGGUAUUACAGUCUACAUGUCUGGAUGUUUUGGAGAAGCAGCUUCCAGUGAAACCUAUGGAAUAAAUCUGAGGUUGAGUGCGCUCGAACAUGGCCAAGGGCACAUUCCAAUGGAAAAUAUCUACAGCGUGUUACCCCGCAGGCUGGAGGGAGCUGACAGGAACGGUCUAAAGAAGAACUCUGCGUAGCUUGUACCUUCUACCAGCAGAAAUUGGUCCAAUAGAAGACAUUACCUCAUUCAGCGUGUCUCACAUUUAAUUUAUAGCAGUAUAAGUGAAAUUAGAUUCAGACCCUAAACUACUAUCACAGCCCUAGAGAAGUCCCUCCGUGUAUACCCCUACUAGUGUGGUGGGGUUGGGGAGCUUAUACUGCUACGGUCCAGGCAAAAGGUAUCAUCCCAGGCUACUUCACAGUGACCUUCACAGUGGUUCUGGAUCCUGUUCUCAAGUCACCAUUGUCUUCCAUGACUUCGGAUUCCUGGACAGGACUUAGUAUGACCCCCACGUGGAUACAGUGGACAGAAUGGGCUGUGUUAGUCUGGGAGCAAAAGACAACCACAGGGCCCAUCUGUGACCAGUAGCUUCAAUAAAGAAUCUUCCUUAUAUUUCUCAUGGCUGAGUCCUGUCUGUUCUGCAGACGGAAGGACAGUACAGACCCUCUCUCCCCCUUCUCAGAUGCUGCCCUUCCCCGAACAUCUGUAUGAAAGAAAUGAUCUCCAUCCGUUUUGAAAUGAAGUAACUUUUAUUAGCUGCAAAAAAGCAAACAACUUUGACCAUACACCUUAAAUACAGUUAGACAUUCAAAAUAUUGCAAGAACAAAUAUUGUCAUUACACCUGAUAUCAGCUUCUCAGUGACAUUAUUCGCUGCUAGUAACUUGUACAAUGUGUACAUACUGAAUAACAGACAAUACGAUCUAUGCCAUAUUAGUUAUAUAAGAACAGAUACACCUUAAAUACGUUUUACUAUAAAUACAUCUUAAAUAAAACCAAUUAUUUAAAUAGACCUUAUUUAAAAUAAAUAACAUUUGGAACUUGCAUAGUACCUUUCAUUAGAGAUCUCAGAUGAGUGUUAUGAUGGAAAUGUAGUUUUAGUUCUAAGAUAUUUUACAAGUUAGUGUCUGAUAAGUUCUUGUCACUUAUACCUGUGCAUAAUGUGAUGUGAGAACCUCAAAAGGUUCCACUUCGGGUGAAUACUUAUCUAAGUUCAUCUAAACCUCUUGGGAUUGAUUCUCAUCUCACUGACACCAGAAGUGAAGUCCUGGCCUCUUUCAAAGCCAAUGGCAAAACUCCCAGUUGACUUCAGUAGAGCCAGGAUUUCACCCCAGAUACAUAGCUACACAUCUCCAUCUACUACCGUGGGGUUACUCCUGACCUACAUGAGUGUAAGUGAAAGGAGAAUAAGGCCACUUGAGCUGGAAAGUGUGGUGCCUGAUCUUGUACUCAGAGAAACAGUCUCAUUCAAGUUAACAGGACCAUUUAGGGGAGUAGGGGUUACAGUUUUGAGAACGACCUUUGGAUGGAAAGAAAAGGGGCUCUUGUGAGUUUUCUGGUACCUCCUCCUUGCAGAUAGGCUGGAAAUGCUCUUGGAAGAGUGUUUCACAGUAUUCAGAUGCCUCUAUUUCUAGCCCUGAUUGGGACCAAACAGUACAGGGGCAAAGAACAAUUUAAAAAAUUAUCUAUUGAAUCUGUGGGUGAAGAUUCUGGCUUCUUAAUGUGACUGGUGCAACAAUAUGGCUGAAAGAGAUGCUCCUGAACUGAUUUAGAUCCAGCGUUUAGUUCAGGCCCAUCGUUAUCAGUAAGUACCAGAAAAGUAGCGAUAUAAUGUUGUUGUGCCCUGUGAAAGGGAAACAACAUCAGUUUGUUCCUGAUGUGACAUCUCCACUCCCGUGGCCUGGGGCUGAGAAGCAGUGAGUGCUCACAAUUCCAGGAUCAGGCAAAUGUGCUUUAGCUGUGCAGCUCCAUCAAAUGAAAGUAGCUCGCAGCCUACAUCACCAGAUCCCUCGAGAUUCUGAAGAUCAGGAUCUUGGGGAAUUUCUCCUUGAGCCAUGCAGACAUCUGCCUCUUUCAGUAACAAACAAUUAACAUACACACAGGUACACUGUCCGACCUCCCUGGGCUUCCAAGAAGCUACGUCAGUUUACAGUGUUACAGAAAGCAAAAAAAAAAAAAAAAAGACAGGAAGAUUUGUAAAUAAUUUUGAAAUAAAUAAAAUGAAAAAUAGGCUGUGUUCCAGAUUUUCUCCCUGCUCUUAGCCCUUAGUCCCUUCCAUCCAGACGAAGAGAACAUCCAGCUCACCCAGUGCUUUGUUUGCUGCAGCGUUUCUGUCCAGCUAAAGAAAUAAAACCGAGUCAUACUGUUAGUGCCUUCAUAAAAAGCUGUCGAUAACAUUAAAGGUUGAUC
This is a messenger RNA of Chelonia mydas (Green sea turtle), 3780 nucleotides long. RefSeq names its product Fc fragment of IgM receptor (gene FCMR). Gene Ontology annotation, molecular function: transmembrane signaling receptor activity. Gene Ontology annotation, cellular component: plasma membrane. The record is from RefSeq and is a predicted model, not a curated record. Bases 582 to 1568 code for a protein of 328 amino acids. NCBI's taxonomy places the organism in Eukaryota, Metazoa, Chordata, Testudines, Cheloniidae. The transcript has 7 exons.